AUGUUCUUGAGAGAGACCAAGGAAACUGAGCAGGACAUACAUAGAAUCUUCAAUCAGAUCAGCGAGAAGAUGAAGCAGAGGAUUACACUGAAGAAGAAGAGUGAUCCUGGUAAAUUUGCAGUGCCAUGUUUGGUCAAGGGCAUUGAGUUUCCAUGUGCGCUUUGUGACAUAGGUUCAUCAGUCAGCAUACUACCCAACGUAAUAGCAGACCAUCUGGGUCUGAAGGUAGAACCUUCAGAGGACUCAUUCACUUUCGUGGAUCAUUCUACAAGGAGCUCAGGAGGAAUCAUCAUAUAUCCUGAGGUGAAGAUUGGCAAUGCCCUAGUUUCAGUCGACUUCCAUGUCUUGGAAAACAAGCAGAACAAGACUCAUUCUCUAAUACUUGGGGGAGCUUUCAUGACCACUGUAGGAGCAGUUUGCAAUAUGCAGACUAAUCAGCUGUGA
Brassica rapa (field mustard) is the source of this 444-nucleotide messenger RNA. RefSeq lists its product as uncharacterized. Lineage: Eukaryota; Viridiplantae; Streptophyta; Magnoliopsida; Brassicales; Brassicaceae. The record is from RefSeq and is a predicted model, not a curated record.